Gastrolobium bilobum is the source of this 1556-nucleotide messenger RNA. Its product is annotated as calmodulin-binding receptor-like cytoplasmic kinase 2. Gene Ontology annotation, molecular function: protein kinase activity; ATP binding. Gene Ontology annotation, biological process: protein phosphorylation. The coding region runs from base 32 to 1369 and encodes 445 amino acids. The record is from RefSeq and is a predicted model, not a curated record. The transcript has 6 exons. NCBI's taxonomy places the organism in Eukaryota, Viridiplantae, Streptophyta, Magnoliopsida, Fabales, Fabaceae.
UGAUAUGGAAAAUUAGCCUUAGCUUCUGCAAAUGAAGAAACCAAUAGGCCCCAGUAUCCAAGAGAGUGGUGCAGGCAAUAACAACAAUGGCACACGAAGGCACAAUCAUAAAGAUCAAAGUGGCAUGAAAUAUUCAUGUGGGGGUGUUUUUACUUUUUUUCUCUUCUCUGGGAAAGGAAAAACAUCCUCAGAUGCUGUUGAAAGUGAUGACAGAAAGAAUACACACAAAGUCAGAGGUGGAUCAUCUUCAACAGAUGUAUCAUCUAAUAGUUCGAGGAGUUCAUCAAAAUGGAAGUUUUCUCAUUCUUCAGCAGCAUCAUCUAGUGCUUCAAGUAGUCAACUUGGAAUGGGAAACUUCACCUUUGAGGAAAUUUACAAGGCAACAGCAAAAUUCUCUAUAGAUAAUAAGAUUGGAGAAGGUGGGUUUGGAACAGUAUAUAAGGGAAAGCUUAAUGAUGGAUCCCUUGUGGCUGUAAAGCGUGCCAACAAGGAUGUACAUAACAAGAACUUAGCUGAGUUCAAGAAUGAAAUAAACACCUUGUCAAAAAUUGAGCAUAUGAAUCUUGUGAGGUGGUAUGGAUAUUUGGAGCAUGGAGAUGAAAAGAUUAUUGUUGUUGAAUAUGUUAACAAUGGAACUCUUCGGGAACAUCUUGAUGGUAUGCGGGGGAAAGAACUAGAAAUCGGUGAGCGUCUAGACAUAGCAAUUGAUGUAGCUCAUGCAGUUACUUACCUUCAUAUGUACACAGAUCAUCCAAUUAUUCAUAGAGACAUCAAAGCAUCAAAUAUACUAAUCACUGACAAACUAAAGGCCAAAGUGGCAGACUUUGGUUUUGCUAGGCUGGCUGCAGAAGACCCAGAUGCAACCCAUAUUUCAACUCAAAUUAAAGGAACAGCUGGCUACGUGGAUCCUGAUUACAUGAGAACACACCAUCUCUCUGAAAAGAGUGAUGUUUAUUCCUUUGGAGUGUUGCUUGUUGAAAUGAUGACAGGAAGACAUCCAGUUGAACCAAAGAGACCCCUCAGUGAGAGAGUUACAAUUAGAUGGGCAAUGCAGAUGUUGAAACAAGGAGAAGUUGUGAUUGCCAUGGAUCCAAGGUUGCGGAGAAGUCCAGCCUCAAACAAGGCAGUUCAUAAAGUUUUCAAGCUAGCUUACCAAUGCCUUGCACCUGUGAGAAGAUCACGGCCAUCCAUGAAGAAUUGUGGAGAGGUUUUGUGGGGAAUCCGUAAAGAUUUUAAAGAUAAAGCCUUUUCUCAUUCCCCACAUGGUGCUCACCAUUCUGCAAAUUUUCCAGAGAAAGAUGCUAGGAAAAAUAGACAUAUGACAUUUGGUAUUGAAGAUAACAAGGGCCAUAAAUUUGAUUCUGCAUAAUCAUUAUUCAUUUCUGAGAUUUGUUCUGAUUGUUCUGCUACAGCUCUUAGCUUGUAUCAUGUGCAUUACAUGAAGCUGUUAGUUUUCAUGAGGUUUUUCCCUCUUCCAUUUUGAAAUUCUCAAGGUUUUAGAUUGUUGAGAAAUUCUAAAGAGAAAGUCUUCAGCUUGGAUCUCAUUGUAUACCAGU